Penicillium maclennaniae is the source of this 2001-nucleotide messenger RNA. RefSeq lists its product as uncharacterized. The record is from RefSeq and is a predicted model, not a curated record. NCBI's taxonomy places the organism in Eukaryota, Fungi, Ascomycota, Eurotiomycetes, Eurotiales, Aspergillaceae. Gene Ontology annotation, cellular component: nucleus. The transcript is spliced from 2 exons. Bases 1 to 2001 code for a protein of 666 amino acids.
AUGGCCAGAAUCAACACAUCAAACCCGUUGGUUCGUGCAUCAGCACGACCCAAACCUACGCCUAGCGAGAAACUCGAACGUCCUGUCCCAAGCCUCACUGACUCGCUGGAAAGUGGCCGCGCCGGCAGCAAUUCUUCACUAUCGAGAGGGUCAUCACAACGAAAGAAACCGGGAUCGAGCGUCAUGUUCGACAUCUUCCCUGACCCCGCCAUCGAGAGUGGAAGCUCCGCUUUCAACACGCCUCGCAAACAAACACAAAGGCGUACGCUCAAAACCUCGCAGGUCAACUCUCUGCUCCUUCCGAUCCAACGACCUCGCCCGAGACCCAGCAUCAAAGUGGAAACAGACGACUACGACAAAGAAAAUGACAAUGCAGAGGAUAAUUUUAUAGAAGCACUCGCAACACCAAUGGAACCCGGGUCGCAACGCUCGCCUGCAAGACGAAACCAGAAUUUGCCGCGAAGCCCCGGAAGAAGCCAACCGGGCCAUACGCCUGUGAGAGAAAUGCACUCUUCUGAAACCGAAGAGGAGGACGACUGCGGGAAUAAUAGCUUUGAUUCAUUGGAAGACUUCAUUGUUAGUGACAACGAAGAUAUCAGUUACCACGAGACAUCACACUCAGAGACAGAAUCUGAGAAGGCUCCAACACCGCCUCCGCCAAAAUCCACUCGAAAGAGACUCUUGAGAGGAAUCAAGCCCAAGACUGGCACUCUCAAGAAGGACCUGGAAGAAAAUUCCCGCGGAGCACCAUUUCUCCUGGAGACGAGAAUUUCCGACGCCAUCAAGUCCCGUUCUACCCCCAAGGAGGCACCUAGACAUCUUCUUCAGGACGAUUUCCAGCUAUCCUCGAAGCUCAACGAGCUACAUUUGGACACUGAGAACGAACCAGCACAGCUGGGGGCAGACACUUCUCCCUCAAUCGUAGGUCUGAAGUUCCCAACACCGGCUUUCAUACCAGCUACAAAGAGCCUAGAGACACCACCGUCCAGUCCAUCACGGAAUCGACUCCGCUCCCCCACGAAAGAAAAGAUGCGCAUUCCGCCAACGCCACAUCGCGAGAGCGUCGACGCUUUUUGGAGCCAGACAGAAACGAACCAUUGGAUUGAUCAGCACUCACCCCGUAAGGAGAAAACACCUGCACAAUCUGUGAUAGAUCUACUCAAGGAUUUCGAUGUCUCAGAUGAGGAAGAUAGUAGCCCAAUUUCCGGCAUCAGCCUUGGGUCCGAUUCCGUGUCGCGAGCGAGCGUCACACCACCCAAGACACCCCCAACCUCCAAAACACCUAGCAAAACAGCAAUCAAGAAGGCCGAAGCAGAUGCCAAGCGUGCAGCUAAAGCACGCAGGGAAUCUUUCAACAAGAAGAAAGCAAACUUCGCCGAGACCUUUCUCGAAAUCUUGGACAACGCCGUCUCCGGCGGCAAGGUCAACCUUCUCGCCAAGCCUACCGGUGGUGUAAAAAUUACCUGGUCAAAAACCCUUCAGAAGACAGCAGGCCGAGCUCAAUGGCGCAGCGAGCUAGUUGAAACCCGAGACCCAGACGGCCAACGGACAGGCGCAUCACAACACAUCCACCACGCCACGAUCGAACUCGCUGAGCGCAUCAUUGACGAUGAGUACCGUCUUAUCAAUACUCUCGCGCACGAAUACUGUCAUCUAGCCAACUUCAUGGUCUCCCGCGUGACGGACAACCCGCACGGAAACAGCUUCAAGAAUUGGGGAAAGCUAUGUGCCGAGAGGUUGAAGGACCAUCCGAUUUACGGAGGCCAGAUCCAUGUUACUACAAAACACUCAUACCAGAUUGAUUGGAAAUAUGUUUGGGCUUGUACGGGGUGUGGCGUGACUUAUGGUCGACAUUCAAAGAGUAUUGACCCGGAGCGACAACGCUGUGGAACUUGCAGGCACCGAUUGGAACAGAUAAAGCCCAAGCCACGCAUGUCUCCUCAGAAGAAGGCUAUGGCGCAAGUCACCAAGAGUCUUGCCCAGGUUCAGAUUGAAAUGUAG